UUACAAGUGUAUAAAACGAUAUAUUUUAGCGCUAUUCUUUGUUCGCGUGAAGAACAAUGUCUUCCACAAAACGUAACUUCCCUUUCCAAGAAGACGUGGCAAAUCAUCCAAAAAAACCAAAGGAAUCUGCAUCGGAACCCCUUCCUUCACCUCGCGUUGUUCUCAAUUCCUCAGACACUGACUUAGAUUUUAAUAUUGAAUGCAAUGGAGUUGUUGGAUAUGGUCUUCAUGAGGAAGGGUUUGGUUAUUGUUGGUCUGGUGCUAGAGCUAAUGUUGGAAUAACAAAGGGUAGGUAUUGUUUUAGUUGCAUUGUUGUUUCUUCACAACGAGUUGAUAUUGAUGAUACUGCCCCUGAUCAGCAAAAUUUAUGUCGUCUUGGUGUUUCUAGAGGGGAUGAUGCUGUUGGAGCUCUUGGUGAGUCCACAAAUAGCUUUGGUUUCGGUGGUACCGGAAAGUUUUCCAAUGCGGGGAAGUUUUUUAAUUUUGGUGAUAGGUUUGGUGUUGGUGAUACAAUAGUUUGUUGCAUUGACCUUGAGAGUAAACCACUUGCUACUAUUGGUUUUUCCAAGAAUGGUAAAUGGUUGGGUACUGCAUUUCAAUUUGAUGUUGGUUCUCUUGGUCUUGGAGCGUUGGAUUCUACUUUUCCGAAGGAUUCGCCUUGGGGGUGUGCACUUUUUCCGCAUGUUCUGUUGAAAAAUGUUGUGGUUCAGAUGCAGUUUAGUGUUGAACAAGGGCUUGUUCCUCGAGAAGGGUUUAGACCUUGGGCCUUGGCUGUUGUGGAUGGGAACGCGGUUUUGGGACCUUCUUUUUCUGAACCGAAGGAUUGUGAAUUGAUGAUGAUGGUUGGGUUACCGGCUUCGGGCAAGACUGUGUGGGCUGAAAAAUGGGUGAAAGAUCAUCCCGAGAAGCGUUAUGUUUUGCUUGGGACAAACUUAAUUCUUGAGCAGAUGAAGGUUCCUGGACUGCUGCGGAAAAACAACUACAGUGAAAGGUUUGAUCGUUUGAUGGACAAGGCAACUGCAAUGUUCAAUGUAAUUCUUUCCAGGGCGGCUAGUGUACCUCGCAAUUAUAUAAUUGACCAGACAAAUGUGUACAGAAAUGCACGCAAGCGUAAGCUUAAGCCAUUUGCCGACUAUCAAAAGAUUGCUGUUGUUGUGUUCCCCAAGCCGGAAGAUCUUAAGAGACGUUAUGAUAAAAGAUUUAAAGAAACGGGGAAAAAAGUUCCAACUGAUGCUUUGAAUAACAUGAUUGCUAAUUAUGUUCUACCUAAAAGCAAGGAUAUGCCUCAUUCAGAUGAGUAUUUUGAUAAGGUUCUGUUUGUAGAACUGAACCGAGACGAGUCUCAGAAAUAUUUGGAUCAGAUGAAGCAAAAUACUGCUUCUCUAUCUAAUAACAACCCAUCAACAUUAUCGUGCAGAGGUUCUUUUCAGUCUUCUGCCGGAUCAGGUCUGCAGAAUCAAGGAAGUUUGGCAGGCAGUAGCAUUCCCCUGCAAGCCUCUUAUUCUCCGAUCUCUCCAUCCAACUAUGGGAUGCCUAGUCAAGUCAGUGCAGGUGGUCAUAUGACUGAACCUCGUAUGACUGUGUAUCCAUUGUCUGGAGGAUAUCCAAGCAGUCAAAUUUCACAAGCUGCAAGAGUACCAUCUCCUUGUGGGCUUCAUUCCUAUGAUGAAGCAUCUUGUUUUCCUAGAGACAAUGCUGGUUACGAUCGAACUUAUGGUGUCAUUCCUACCGGCGGCAUUGAGGCUUACACAAACCCUGUUUUGGGUAGCCAUUACAGGCCAAACAUUGCAGGGAGCCAUAUGGGUUUCCAUGGUACUUUUCAUGAUUCCUACAGGAAUGGCAUGCAUGAACCCUCUCCAAUUGCUACUUUUCAUGAUUCCUACAGGAAUGGCAUGCAUGAACCCUCUCCAAUUGCAAGUGCAAGGACAACGCCUUUCGAUUAUAGUACUUAUGACAGACCUUAUGUUGACAACAGAGAUUUCCUGUCUGACCUGCAUACACCUGCCCCAACCACAUAUUCACUUCCCCCAUAUGGGGCACCAACUCUAAGACCUCAUCAUGGAGGGUUACCUGAUAACUUGCAGUAUUCAGGGAAGUAUGCUUCUCAGCAUCCAAGAUACUAUCCCUGACUGCUGUAUGGAUUCUGCUGGUCCAGCUGAAAUUGACCAGUCGUUAUUGUCAAGUGGAGCAAGGUGUCAUUACCAGCUGAAAUUUGUAAAUAUGGUUGGAAUUUGUUUGGGGGAGGGCCGGAGGGGGAUAUAAUUUUUUUAGAGUUUGUGAUAGUUUUUUGACCUCUCACUAUCAAAUGAGUGUCUAUUAGUUCUCUGUUACUAAGUCAUUUUGCUGCAAAAUUCUUUAUGUUUCUUAUAUAGCAGUACACACAGAAUCGCUAGCAUACAGAAAUUGAUUCUUUCAUUUUGUUAUAUACUAGUUGAAGUUCUCUCUC
Messenger RNA from Cicer arietinum (chickpea), 2446 nucleotides. RefSeq lists its product as uncharacterized. Gene Ontology annotation, biological process: alternative mRNA splicing, via spliceosome. NCBI's taxonomy places the organism in Eukaryota, Viridiplantae, Streptophyta, Magnoliopsida, Fabales, Fabaceae. Gene Ontology annotation, cellular component: nucleus. Gene Ontology annotation, molecular function: RNA binding; protein binding. The record is from RefSeq and is a predicted model, not a curated record.